Molecule: messenger RNA, 1218 nt
Organism: Juglans regia (Persian walnut)
Lineage: Eukaryota; Viridiplantae; Streptophyta; Magnoliopsida; Fagales; Juglandaceae
Product: probable anion transporter 1, chloroplastic
Exons: 10
Coding region: 16-1218 (400 amino acids)
Biological process (GO): transmembrane transport
Molecular function (GO): transmembrane transporter activity
Source: RefSeq, a predicted model, not a curated record
UUCCUGCUCUGUAAUAUGGAUAGAGUAAAUAUGAGCAUUGCCAUACUUCCAAUGUCAGCAGAGUUCAAUUGGAACCCAGCGACAGUCGGCCUGAUACAGUCUUCUUUUUUUUGGGGCUACCUUCUUACUCAGGUUGCUGGUGGCAUUUGGGCAGAUACAGUAGGUGGCAAGCUGGUCCUGGGAUUUGGUGUAGUUUGGUGGUCGAUUGCUACAGCUCUCACUCCCAUUGCUGCUAAACUUGGAUUGCUUUUCCUUCUUGUUGUUCGUGCUUUCAUGGGUAUCGGUGAGGGUGUUGCUAUGCCUGCCAUGAAUAACAUUCUAUCAAAAUGGGUUCCAGUAGCAGAGAGAAGUAGAUCAUUAGCAUUGGUGUACAGUGGAAUGUACCUUGGAUCAGUCACUGGCCUGGCCUUUUCACCGUUUUUAAUCCACCAGUUUGGUUGGCCAUCAGUCUUCUACUCCUUUGGUUCUCUAGGAACAGUUUGGAUUUUUGUGUGGCUAAGUAAGGCAUAUAGUUCUCCUCUUGAGGAUCCUGAGCUGUUGUCUGAAAAGAAGAAGCUGAUCCUUUCCAACAGCGUUUCCAAGGAACCUGUUAAAACAAUACCUUGGGGACUAAUUUUGUCAAAACCACCUGAAUGGGCCCUAAUAGUGUCUCACUUCUGUCACAAUUGGGGAACAUUUAUUCUUCUGACAUGGAUGCCAACCUACUAUAACCAAGUCCUGAAGUUCAAUCUUACAGAAUCAGGCCUUAUUUGUGUUUUGCCUUGGCUUACAAUGGCAUUUUCUGCAAAUCUUGGAGGCUGGAUUGCAGACACGCUAGUUAGCAAAGGUUUAUCUGUGACAAGGGUUCGUAAAAUCAUGCAAACAAUUGGAUUUCUUGGUCCUGCUUUCUUCCUAACUCAGUUGAGCCAUGUUAAUUCUCCUGCAAUGGCUGUUUUGUGUAUGGCACGCAGCCAGGGUACUGAUGCAUUCUCACAGUCUGGUUUAUAUUCAAAUCAUCAAGAUAUUGCCCCUCGAUAUUCCGUGAGUAUUAAUUCUUUAGUCUCAGAUUUUGUUUGUAUUACUGCCGGAGUACUGGCAGGUAUGUUUGGAACUGCAGCAACGGGCUACAUCUUGCAACAUGGUUCAUGGGACGAUGAAUUCAAGGUUUCUGUUGGGCUAUACUUAGUUGGCACUGUAGUUUGGAACCUUUUUUCAACUGGGGAGAAGAUCUUGGAUUAA